UCCGCCGCUGUGUGCAGCAGCCGCAGCCGGUUCCCCCACUCCUGCUACCGGGGGCAGGGCGCCUGCGCGCCGAGACACUCUAUAGGCGGCGCCGCGGCGGCAGACGGGUUAGUCUGUCGCCGGAUCUCGUACCAAGAGGACGCAGCAGUAGCAGCCGCCAUGACAGGCCAGGAGGACAAGAUGCUGAAGCUGGCCAAGGAGCCGCACCCCACGGUGAUGCGCGGCUCCUUCGCAGUGGGCCUCGAGUUCAGCCAGGAGCUGUCGCCGCAGAUCCAGGAGGUGGCCCGCACCGAGCUGCGGGAGAACCCGGACCAGAUUCGGGAGUCACUCGCCGCCUUCCGCGACAUCCUCAGGGAGGAGACUGACUUCAAGCUGCCCCUGGACGACGACGCCUGGUGCAUACGCUUCCUCAGGCCCUGCAAGUACUACCCGGAGUCCGCCGCAGCACUGGUGAAGCGGUACUACGAGUUCAAGGUUAAAAACGCGGAGCUGUACAAAGGCUUGAUACCUUCAAAGGAGAAGAACCUGUUCGACCAUGACAUCAUGCAGGUGCUGCCCAGGAGGGACCAACACGGCCGUCGAAUUCUCGUCAUUGAGUUGGGCAAGAAGUGGAAGCACAAGAAGGUGAGCCUGGAGGAGGUGUUCAAGGGCGCCGUGCUGUACCUGGAGGCGGCACUCUGGGAGCCAGAGACGCAGGUCGCCGGCGGCGUCGUCAUCUUCGACAUGGACGGCCUCUCGCUGCAGCAGGUCUCCCAGUUCACGCCGUCUUUCGCCAAGCGCAUCAUAGACUGGCUGCAGGACGCGGUACCCCUACGAGUCAAGGGCUUCCACGUGGUCAACCAGCCCUACAUCUUCAACAUGGUCUUCGCGCUCUUCAAGCCAUUCCUCAGGGAGAAACUGCGCAGUAGGAUCGUGUUCCACGGCACGGACCGCGACUCCCUGCACAACUACAUCAGCCCCAAGGUGCUGCCGGAGUGCUACGGCGGCACCCUCGACAUCGACAGGGUGACCGGAGCCGAGUGGUACAAGCUGCUCAUCCACUACGACCCCGUCUACGAGGCUGUUAAUUCCUAUGGCUACAAGAAGCAGUAGAUGAGUCAUUGCUGAUGGUUCAUUGAAGUUCCACGCUGUGAUAAUGACGCAGAAAUGCAUAUGGUGGGAAAAGUCAGUGCUUCCAAAGACGUCUGUAGAGCAGACGUCGCACAGUAUUAAUUAAAGUUUCUUCAGGCCAGCAGUUAAUUAAAAGUGAUUGGAGGCGGAUCAGUUGUUGCCAGCUGUGUACUUGCCAUCUUUCUAAAAUGUGCACUCUGUGUGGGUGUGAGUUUCCUAUAGAUAAAAAGAUACAAGUUUUCACACGAAUGAAAAGAGGGCAUUAUUAUGUGUCAGAGACCCUUAUAAAUGUGUAAAUAGCGUAAUAUGUUAGCAGUUAUUAUUUUAUGUAUCAGGCACAAUAGCCUCCAUUGUUGAAUUUCUGUUGGGGUUAGUUAAUUGUUAUAAAGUACUAAUGUUUGUAAAUAUCUAUUUUAUAGCAUUAUGGCACAUGGAAGGAUGAAUAUAAUAUCAUAUUAUGUAUGUUUUUAUAUUGUAAGUAGAAAAACUCAGAUGGCCUCUAUUCACUGUUCAUAUUGGCCUUUAUUUUUUAUGGCGCUAACCUUGCCAUUUUGUUUAUAUUAUAUGCUCUCAGAUGAUAAAUGUAAUUUACUGUAAUAAUUGUUAAAUUUUAUAACAAAUUUACAUUGUCAAAUGUUUUUAUA
Molecule: messenger RNA, 1754 nt
Organism: Schistocerca serialis cubense
Lineage: Eukaryota; Metazoa; Arthropoda; Insecta; Orthoptera; Acrididae
Product: clavesin-1
Exons: 8
Coding region: 160-1092 (310 amino acids)
Cellular component (GO): membrane
Molecular function (GO): phosphatidylinositol bisphosphate binding
Source: RefSeq, a predicted model, not a curated record